GAAAGGAAAAGGUGCUCGGAGAUCCUCAGAUCUCCAAACAAACAGGCUUGUCCUCACUCCUCAGUGUGUGUGACGGCCGCACUCGGCUUCGCGUCCCGCACCAGCGCAAGCAACGGCGGGCACGAUGGAGGCGCUGCCGGAAGGCGACGACCUGCUGUCGGAGAUCCUCGUGCGGCUGCCCCCGCAGCCGUCCUCCCUCCCGCGCGCCUCCGCCGUCUGCAGCCGCUGGCGCAGCCUCCUCACCGACCCGGCCUUCCGCCGCCGCUUCCGCGUCCACCACCGCCGCUGCAGCGCCCCCCUCCUCGGCUUCUUCGUCGUGCACCGCGGAGUCGCCUUCCAUCCGGCCCUCGACGCCCCCGACCGCCUCCCCCUCGGGCGAUUCCGCCUGAGGCUCGACGACGGCUACAUCGCCCUCGGAUGGCGCCACGGGCUCGGCCUCUUCCUCCUCCCGGCCCAGCUCCAGGUGCUCGUCUGGGACCCCGUCGCCGGGCACCAGCACCGCCUCGCCGUCCCCCCGGACUUGGAGUUCCGCGGGGCGAAGGGUGCUGCUGUCAGCGGGGCCGUGCUUCCCGCCGCCGGAGACGUCGACCACUUCCGGGUCGUCCUGGUCGGCAGCGACGGGAAGCAGCCAAGAACCGCUCUCGCCUGCGUCUACUCCUCGGACACCGGCGUGUGGGGUGAUUGCGUCGUCUCGGCGCAGAUUCCAUCCGAGGGUUUGUUUGUUUUCAGGAGCCAGCCCGCCGUGCUAGCAGGGGACUGCCUUCACUGGUCCGUCACCGUCGAUGGAUCGCGAAGUAUCCUCGAGUUCGAUUUGGGCGCGCAGAGCCUGCAUCUGAGGCUGCUGCCAGGGGAUUACUACACCCCGCUCAGUCCAGUCGCGUUCAUGGUUAUGCGAGCAGAGGGUGGUGGGGAGGGCUUCCUCUUCCUAUACCGAUUCACCGCCGAGUUGUGGAGUACGAAGCGCAAUCGCGACGGUGUUGAGAUAUGGGCGCCGACAAGAGAUAUUCAGCUGGACGAGUUACUUGGACUGCAUUCAGAGAUAGAGCCCCCGGAGAUGAUAGGGUAUGCGGAGGAAAACAAUGUGGCCUUCUUCAGGACAGCUGAGGCUGACUACAUGGUCCAUCUUGACACAUUGCAGUUCAAGAAACUCCCCAAGACAAGCCUCGGUUCUUACUAUCAUCCAUUAGAAGCUUUCUAUACUCCAGGCAUUAGUGGUGGAAACGAACGAGUUGAAGUUGUAAAGCAGUCAUGGUGGACACAAUUGGCACGAUACACAAAACAAUUGCUCGGUUAGAUAUGCUAUUGUGAUGUAUUGGUUGAGCAGGGCAUAGAUGUCCCCAUAGACCAGCCGUCCGCGGGAGUACUUGCUAUUAGUUUGUUGGAGGGGGAGAGUGAAAGCCUUAGUUUUAUUUGUACGGUCAGCGUCAUCAGGCUUGGAGUGUAACCACUUUGUACAGGGCUUGUGAAGACUCAUUUGUAGGUGUUCUCGCCAUGCGGCUUGGUUGUGUUACUGCGUAUGUAUAAUAUGGCUUCAAGACAUAUUGGUGUGCUUAUGAAAGUGAUUGAUGUAAUAUUGCAGAAACAUGUGUGUUCUUAUGGCACUGCUCAUAAGGUUUUCCAUAUGUAUUUAAGUUUUUUCUUUUGGUAUUUAUGCAUGUGAUGUAAGGUUUGGUUGAACUACAAGUGUGUGCGUAAAUAUCUGGUGAUUAGCAGUAAACAAGGAGCAAGUUGCUUUACAUGUUGCCAAAGAUCAAGAGCGGAAGCGAUGCUGCUGGAAAAAAAAGGAAAUGCAAAUGUUGAAGACGUAAGGAUUGUUCUGCUUAAAAGCAUCUUCAACAGUCUGUAUGUUUAAUCAUUGGUGUAAGUGUCCAUGUGACUAUAUUAGCAGCCAACAACACAAAUAUAAGCUCUUCAAUGGAGUGUAUGUUAAGCGUAUGUAAAAUAACUAAGCGGGUCCACUAGAUGUUGAAGAAAUGACCAUGUUUGGCUUGGA
This is a messenger RNA of Hordeum vulgare subsp. vulgare (domesticated barley), 1993 nucleotides long. RefSeq lists its product as uncharacterized. NCBI's taxonomy places the organism in Eukaryota, Viridiplantae, Streptophyta, Magnoliopsida, Poales, Poaceae. Bases 125 to 1294 code for a protein of 389 amino acids. The record is from RefSeq and is a predicted model, not a curated record. Gene Ontology annotation, molecular function: protein binding. The transcript is spliced from 4 exons.